UUUAAUACAAAAAAAAAAAAAAAAGCACAAAAUUCUUCAAAAAUAAAAGUGCUAGUGUUUCGAAAAAAAAAUAAUGCAAUUACAUAACGUAUUUAUAAACUACUAGAUGAGAAAAGUUUCCAACUCAAAAUAACGUGAAAUACUCUUAAACAAAAUAAACUCAUUCUCAGCAAAAUUAAAUAAAAUAUUCUUUUUUUUAUUUAAUUAAAGAAAAACGUUAAAAUUAUUUAAAAUAAUUAAAGAAAACUAGAGCCCUGUUUUAAUGAUUUAUUUUUAGUUAAAACAACCAACAAGCAAAGCAACAAGCCAGCCAACUUGUGCAAAACACAACUAAAUAAUUUAUAAUUUUUUCAAAUACAACAAAAUUACAAAUUUUCAAAAUAAAAAUUUUCAACUUUCGUCAAGCUUACAUUUUUUUGUUUUCAAAAACACACAGAGCUCUAGUAAAAACCAAAAAAAAAAACACAACAUUUUUUUCUAAAUCAAAAAUUUAAAAGUUUGGGAUUUUAUUAAAAAAAAACAAAACAAAACAAAAAAUUAAACAAUUUUAAACACAAAAUUUCAAGAAAAAAAAAAAACAAAAAACCAACAUUAAAUCACAUUAUGGGAUUUUUGGCGAAUUCAUUAAGAAACCAACAACAAAUUGUAUUUUAUAGGCGUAUUUAAAACCAAAAAAAGCGGACUUUGUUAUCAAAAUUCAAAAUUUUCUUUUCGCAACAAAAGAAACAACUAAAAUAACCACGAGAAUAAAAAAAUAAAUAAAGUGAAAACAGCAAAUUUGUUUGGCUUAAAUUUCUUGCUAAAACAUCAACAAACCAACCAACCAACCACUUCACCACUUGGACCAGUCAAAAAAGUCAAUUUAUUAGAAAAAAAAAAUAUUAGAAAAAAGUGUUAAAACUUAUUUUAAGUUCUCUGAAAAAAAUCACACUUUUUGGCCCUAAACUCUAACAUUUGAAACGAAAACUAUUUUGAAUUAAAUAACUAUAAUUUUUUUUUGUUGUUAAUUUGAAUAAAAGCGUGUAUAUUGUUGUACGAGUAACGAGGACGAACUGUAACCUAAAAUCGAGCGUGUUUGAAAGUGGACGUUAAGAAAGUAUUAAGUGUAAAUUUUAAGCAAAAGUGCAACAACGUGUAACCACCAGAUCACAAGUGAGUGUUAAACAAAAGAUCACACAGAGCCAGAGUAACGGGGAAGCGAGCGGCAACAACGGCCAAGAUAAAUAAUUAUCUUAUGGAUUGCUGGACGGGUAACGCCCGACUGGCGAGUGUUUUAGUUUAAGGUAAGCUUUCAAAUUUGUGAACAAAAUCUCUAACAAUCUGGCAAAAUUUGUUAAAUAUUUCAGCGUAAGCUGUCACCGACAUGGGCAGUGAGCACUACUGCUUGAGGUGGAACAAUCAUCAAUCCAACCUGUUAGGGGUGUUUAGUCAAUUACUACAGGACGAGAGUCUGGUGGACGUCACAUUAGCUUGUUCAGAGGGCGCUCCCAUCAGAGCCCAUAAGGUGGUCCUCUCGGCCUGUUCAUCAUAUUUCCAGAGCCUAUUUCUGGACCACCCCGAAAAACAUCCAAUUGUGAUACUAAAGGACGUCCGUUUUGCCGAACUGCAAACAUUAGUUGAAUUCAUGUAUAAAGGCGAAGUAAACGUGCAAUAUUGUCAGUUAUCGGCAUUGCUGAAAACGGCCGAGUCUUUAAAGGUUAAGGGUUUAGCAGAAAUGACAAAUCAGAAUACAACUCUAAGAGAACCAGAACGUGAACCCGAACGUCUACGACCUCAUUCACAGCCCUGUAAACGUAGUAACUCUUGUGACAGUCCAGUCGAUGCAACACUCUCCGGACCCUCAACAUCGGCCGCAACAUCAGCAGCAGCAGUAGCCUCACUAUCAUCCACGCAGCAUGCAGCAGCAUUAGCAGCCUCAGCACUAACAACAGCAACAAUAGCAUCAAAUGCCGCCUCUUCAACAUCUGCCACAACAAAUGCUACAACAUGCACAAUUGCCCCCUCAGCCACCUCUUUAGUAGCGGCUGCAUUCAGCAGCAGCAUCCUCAGCAGUCAUCAAGCCAGCUCAGUGAGUUCAAAACGUGAACAUCCAAGUGAACGCUGCAGUCCCUCACCACCAAAACGUUUGCAGCAUGCAAAACAUGAGCAAGACUCUCCACUACUACCCUUAGAUCUCUAUCAAAGACGUUUAGAACAGCAUCAGCAACAGGAAGACACCAAGGAAAAUGCAAUUGUAAAUAAUAAUAAUACAAAUGAGAAACAUAGAAGUACAACGCCCCAUACAGCAACAAGCGGGACCACACAAAAGCAUAGUAGCAGUAGUGAGGGUGGUGGUGGCGGCGGUAGCGGUAGCGGCGUCAGUGGAGAAGGGAUCAAGAAACGCGAUGAUAUAGAAAGAGAUUCAAUUAGAAGUUUUAAUUCACCCGACAGAUUAGCCAGGCAUGAUGUAAAUAGACCCACUGACGAUACAAUGGGCGGCGUUGAAGGUAUGUCGUCGUCAGGUGGUGUGGAGAAAAUCGAAGAUGUUGAAGAUGUCGAAUAUGGAGACGAAGAAAUGGAAUUGGAUGAUGACGGUGAUAACAAUUCGGAGGAUGUGUGUUUAAAUAUGAAAAUUCGCAGCAGUAGUUUAGCGGCCGCUUUAGUUAGUCCACAAUUGUCAGCGCAUAGGGCGGGUUUAGAGAGUUCUGGUCAUGGUGGCGUUGGUGUCGGCGAAGGUGGUGUAGAUUCAGCUCGCUCUACCCCUUUAACCACAACGAUACCCUUGACUUUUGAUUCACACUCACAACGUCCAGCUUCACGUAGUUCAAGAGAAGGUUCAGGUCUGGAUCGUCCCAGCAGUAGGGGUGGUCUAAGCGGUUUACCCUCUACCUCAGCUAGUGCUAUGGCUGGUGGUUUAAGUCCUGUCUCAUCAACGGCGGCAGCUUUGGGUCUGCACAGUGAUACCGUGCCGGGACCUUCGGGUUUGGGACCAGUGCAGUCGGUGCCUUUGUCUCUCAAAAAAGAAAUCGAUUGCAGUGAAGACGAUAACAGCAAUAGCCGCCAUCAUCUGCAGCCUCGUUCGGCUUCGGCCAGCGGUGUUUUGGGCGGUGAACUCGAUUAUCGCACUCCUCAUGAAUCGCUGUUACGUAACUUUGGUAUGGCCACCAGAUGUCCAACGCCGUUUGCUUUUCCCUUUACACCCCUGGGUUUGAGUUUAUUUGAUAUUGAUCCGUCCAGAAUAUUAACAAUGUUGCAUCAUCAAACUUGGUUAGCAGAGGAAGCUUUAAGAAAUCGCGGUUUGCUAACACCUCCACCCACAUCGAAGGAUUUUAGCCAACGUUUUAAUCCUUUAAGCGAUUUACUUUCCAAAGAUUAUCAUGCCAAUCAUAUGCAUCUUAACACUGCCGAUUUAUUAGCUAGAUCAUCAUUAUCAUCAGCAGCCUUAGCUGCAUCAUCAGCCUCAGCCGCCCAUUUUGGGGGUCCUACGGAUUUAGCUAACAAACAACAACAACAAACACAGCAACACCGUUCCACACCACAGCAACAGCAGUACAAACAACAGCAACCACCUUUUAAUAUACGUUAUCCGUCACCAGCUGCAUUUUUUCAUCAGCAACAUCAACAACAACAACUGCAGCAACAAUUACAAACACAAAAACUAAACAAGUCAACUAGACAAAGCACACCCUCACCCCAACAAACUGCCACCUCCAGCGGUCCAUCUCUGUUGAGUGGUUCUUCUUCAACAUCGCUAUCAUCUCUGCACAAAAGCUCCGAACGCUCAUUGACCCCGUGUCACAAGGACGACGACAAUGAUGCUGUUAUCGAAUUGACGACCAGCCAUCAUGAUGAAGCAGCUGCUAUAAGAGAUCGUGAUAGUGGCAAUUCAAGUGCCGCCACUACCAGUUCCAUUACCUCAUCGAUGCUUUAUAAAGAUUCCUUAGAACAACUAUUACAACGCCGUCAUUCCAGUGGAAUGUUGACGGGUGAAUCGAGUUUAAAGUCGUAUUCACAGCUUUUAUUGAAUUCAACCACCCCAACUGAUACCUCAAGUUGCAAGGAGAAAAGCUCCUCUUCAUCUACCUCAUCUACGCCACCACCGGCUCCGGGCACACCAGGUCAACUGUCGCUCAGCCGCAGCAGUCUGUUGAAAAGUCCCUCGGAUACCUCAUCACUGUUCAGUGAACCCAUUGAGGAGGAGACCCGCUGCAUAGUGUGCAAUGCUCAGUUUCCCAAUGUUUGGCUGCUGGAACAACAUGCCGCUCUGCAGCAUCCCCUUUUGGGACCAGGUGAGGAAAAACCUUUUAUUUGUGAACAAUGUGGUCAAUCCUAUCGAUAUCGUUCAGCUUAUGCCAAACACAAAGAAACCAAUCAUCGGGCCCGUUUACCAGCCGACAAACUUUUUACAUGUGACGUUUGUGGCAUGCAAUUUCGCUAUUUGAAAUCCUUCAAAAAGCACAGAUUGAAUCAUGCCUUAGAACGUUUACAUGGCAAAAAGGGCAAGAAUCCGUUUGCCGCGCACUUGCAACAACAGAUGCAGGAACACGAAAUGGUGUCCAGUUCUCAGGAACCCAAUAUGAUGAUGGCUGAUACUGAGACUGUCGAGGAUUUGCGUAUCAACAUUAAGAAGGAGAGAGACGAAGAGGAACAGCAGCAGCAGCUGCAUCAACAAAAACAUGAUGAGGAUCAAGAUGCCACCGUAGAUUCCGCUGGUUUAAUGAGUUACCAAGAUAACCCGGCCUCAAGCAACCUAACAAUGCAGACCAACAACAACAACAACAAUGAGCCUAACAUAAGCAGCUCUGAAGGAAUAUAUAGUACAAAUAAGAGGACUCGUCUUCUUCAAGCUUCUCUGGAAUCGGAUUCCCCCUAUCACUCAAAUCAUCAACAACAGCAACAUGCACCACCACAACAUCACCCACAUACUUUGGUACAUCACCCACACUUAACACCUCAACUGCCUGGGCAUUUGGCUCACAAUAUGUCGGCUAUGGCGGCUGCUGCAGCCGCAGCAGCUACCACACCCCAGCAUCAGCAACAAAUGACACCUCAAACAGCACAGCAAGCGGCAGUAGCAGCUGCAGCAGCCGCUGCUAAUUCCAUGAAUUCUUUAAAUUCUCUCAACUCUAUAACAUCGCUUAUCAAUGCUGAACGUUUGCCCAACGAACAAUUUCUGGGACUAAAUCCACAAGAAGCCUCUAUACUCAAUUUCCUAAGAGUGGAUGCUCAGGAAAGGCAAAGAGACAAAAGACCUCCAGCCUCCCGUUUUGCUUGCCCGUUCUGUGGCAAAUGUGUACGUUCUAAGGAAAAUUUAAAACUACAUGUGCGCAAACAUACCGGCGAACGUCCCUUUGUUUGCCUCUUCUGUGGCCGCGCUUUCGGUGGCAAAUCCGAUCUGACACGUCACUUGCGCAUACACACCGGCGAGAGACCGUAUCAUUGCGAAUCGUGUGGCAAAUGUUUUGCCCGAGCCGAUUACCUCUCCAAACAUCUAACUACACACAUUCACAAUGCUCCACGCUGAGAUGAGGCGCGAAGGAGACGACUCCUUCGCCGUUAGAUUUAAUAGCUGCUGCAACCAACACGAUACCGCUUAAAAACUUAGAUCAAUUGUUAAACAAAAAGAAAAUCAAACAACAAAACAAAAUUUAAUAUGUCCUCGACAUAUGGAAUUUAGCAUAUAAUACGUAAGAUCUUGGGGUUUAUAAUAGAUUUUAUAAGAUACUCGUAUGUAUAGAGAAAGAAAUCAUACAAAACAAAAGAUUCUUACCGGAAUCUUUACC
Calliphora vicina (urban bluebottle blowfly) is the source of this 5762-nucleotide messenger RNA. It is a transcript of the gene mamo, whose product is annotated as maternal gene required for meiosis. Gene Ontology annotation, molecular function: protein binding. The coding region runs from base 1364 to 5503 and encodes 1379 amino acids. The transcript is spliced from 11 exons. Gene Ontology annotation, biological process: regulation of transcription by RNA polymerase II. NCBI's taxonomy places the organism in Eukaryota, Metazoa, Arthropoda, Insecta, Diptera, Calliphoridae. Gene Ontology annotation, cellular component: nucleus. The record is from RefSeq and is a predicted model, not a curated record.